AACGACAAUGUUUGCCAUAGUUUUUGCUUUCUGCAUCCUAGUCGCCACUGCAAAUGCUGGUGCAAUUUCAAUUAUCGAUGGAGGAAUUGGUGGAUUUGGAGAAAUUGGUAAACUUGGCGGACUUGGUUUGGGAUAUGGUGGGAUAGGUCUAGGAGGAGGGCAUGGUAUUGCAAUCGCUAGGCCAGCAGUUGUAGACUAUCACGCCCCAGCUCACUAUGAGUUCAAAUACGGAGUGGAAGAUGCCCACACAGGUGACAACAAGCAACAAGCUGAAGUUAGAGUCGGUGACACUGUCAAAGGAGAGUACUCUUUGGCGGAAGCAGAUGGUACCAUCAGAGUUGUGAAAUAUACUGCCGAUCCACACAAUGGAUUCAACGCUCAAGUAAGCAGGAUUGGACAUGCUGCCCAUCCACAGAUUGUUGCUACGCACGGUUUGGGAUUAGGACUGGGACAUUAUUAGAGGGAUAUUUUUUGAGUAUUUGCUGUAAAUAUGACUGCCAUUGCUUUUCAUCGAAUCAUGAUU
Messenger RNA from Leptinotarsa decemlineata (Colorado potato beetle), 523 nucleotides. Its product is annotated as adult-specific cuticular protein ACP-20. The record is from RefSeq and is a predicted model, not a curated record. Lineage: Eukaryota; Metazoa; Arthropoda; Insecta; Coleoptera; Chrysomelidae. Gene Ontology annotation, cellular component: extracellular matrix.